AUGGCGGCGGAGGUGGCGCGGCGUGGGUCCUUCUCGGACUCCGGCUCGGACUCGGAGGAUUCCUCGCUCUCGGACUCGGAGCUCCAGGAGGCCUUCGCGAGGGGCGCGCUGAAGCCGGGGCUCAACGUGGUGCUGGAGGAGCGGCCGAAGCGGCGCAAUGACACGGACGGCCUGAAGCAGUGCCUGGCCGAAUUCAGGCAGCAGCUCGCGUGGGUGGAAAGGCUGGAUGUGACUCUGGGCCCGGUCGCGGAUCCCGUUUCUCAGAGCGCUUCUACGUCUGAUGCUGUUGACCCUGAGAAUGAUUUCCAGAGAGAAAUGAGUUUCUAUCGGCAGGCACAGGCAGCUGUCCUGGAAGCCCUCCCAAGGCUGCGUAAGCUCCAGGUUCCUACCAGGAGGCCGGAUGAUUACUUUGCAGAGAUGGCCAAAUCCGACCAACAGAUGCAGAAGAUUCGACAGAAACUUAAGAGUAAACAGGAAGCAAUGGAAAGGUCUGAGAAAGCAAAACAACUCCGAGCAAUGAGAAAAUAUGGCAAGAAGGUGCAAGUUGAGAUUCUUCAGAGGAGACAAAAGGAGAAGAAAAAUAUGUUGAAUGCAGUCAAGAAAUAUCAGAAAGGUCUCUCUGACAAGCUGGACUUUCUGGAUGAAGAGCAGACGUCAUCUCAAGGGAAUAAAAAAGGCAAUGCAAGUCAACGGACAAAGAAGGGACCAAAUGCCAAAAGACGAUACAAAAAUCAGAAGUUUGGUUUUGGUGGGAAGAAGAAGGGCUCAAAGUGGAACACAAAGGAGAGUUAUAAUGACGUAUCCAGCUUCCAGUCAAAAGUGGCUCACAACAAAGGCCCAGGAAAAGGAGGAAGAGGAGGAAAAGGAGGGAAAAAAGCCCUUAAUAAGAGACCUGGAAAGAGAGCAAGGCAGAAAAUGAAGAACCGAGCCCGCUAAGAGAACUGUGCUCCCCAGUGGGGUUCCUGUGUUUCUUUGUGUUGCAAGAUGUGUUUCUGCUGUCAUCAAGCAGCUAACUGUGGAGCAAGCUGGAUGCCUUGCAGUGGCAAGGAAAAGUCAGUGGAAACCAGUGCCUUAUCACUAAAUUUUUCCCACUGUCUGUUUUGUUUAAGGGUUGUUUUCUACUUAAACCUCUGGUGUGUGAACGCAUUAAAUGGUUUGCACAGAA
Cinclus cinclus is the source of this 1165-nucleotide messenger RNA. RefSeq names its product EBNA1 binding protein 2 (gene EBNA1BP2). NCBI's taxonomy places the organism in Eukaryota, Metazoa, Chordata, Aves, Passeriformes, Cinclidae. Gene Ontology annotation, biological process: rRNA processing; ribosomal large subunit biogenesis. Gene Ontology annotation, cellular component: nuclear periphery; nucleolus; preribosome, large subunit precursor. The coding region runs from base 1 to 936 and encodes 311 amino acids. The record is from RefSeq and is a predicted model, not a curated record. The transcript is spliced from 9 exons.